AUGGCAGAGUGCGCCACACUGAUCGGCGGCAAAACGGACCGCUGUCACGUGCGCUGUCAAAACGCCCUCGUGGCGCUGGUCUCCUCUGAAGAGGGCGACGAACUGGUGAACUGCGACUGCGAAGGAUCAAAGCACUGCGAGAUGGUGAAGCGGCGCAUCGAGGUGUGCAGGCCGGCGGUGAACUCCGCCGUGGCCGUCGACUCGAUCGUCUCGUGCACCACCGCCCGGUGGAUCUGCAUCUCCGACACAAUGUGCCGCACUGCACUGGAGUACUACAACAUGUUCUGUCGGGGCCUCUUCCAGGGCUCCAAGUGCAACUCCCGUUGCAAGAACAGCCUGUCCAUUCUCGAGCGCCAGGAGAAGGCGGCCAAGCUGCGCACCUGCUACUGCGACGGCACCGAGGACUUUCCUUGCAAGCGGGUCAAGUACAACACUGAACGGUACUGCUACGGGCGAAAGCCGAAGAAGCCAAUUGCUGGCAGUGGUGCCGACGACGAUCAUCCGGACAACUCUAUCGAG
Molecule: messenger RNA, 519 nt
Organism: Rhagoletis zephyria (snowberry fruit fly)
Lineage: Eukaryota; Metazoa; Arthropoda; Insecta; Diptera; Tephritidae
Source: RefSeq, a predicted model, not a curated record